Pipistrellus kuhlii (Kuhl's pipistrelle) is the source of this 6223-nucleotide messenger RNA. It is a transcript of the gene WAPL, whose product is annotated as WAPL cohesin release factor. NCBI's taxonomy places the organism in Eukaryota, Metazoa, Chordata, Mammalia, Chiroptera, Vespertilionidae. The record is from RefSeq and is a predicted model, not a curated record. Gene Ontology annotation, biological process: regulation of chromosome condensation. The transcript is spliced from 19 exons. The coding region runs from base 407 to 4009 and encodes 1200 amino acids.
GGGCCGGAGCGCAAAUGGCGUUGAGAUGGUUCAGGGCCCUGUUCAAACUCCUGCGCUGACCAUUCACCGGCGGAAGCGGCGGCGCAGGGGGCGGCGGCGGCCCAGCGGCGGCACGUAGCGGGCUCGGCGGCCCCGGAGGCCCAGGCCCAGGCCCGGCUGGGGCGCUCCAGGCCCGAGGGAAGUUGCGGUGCCGCCGCUCUUCCCCCCUUUGCCGGUUUCCUAUUUACCGCGAGCGGAGUCGCGGGGUCUGACGGCGGCGGAGCCCUCGCCGCUCUUCGUGCACCGGCGGGCCCUGUCCUUCCGCGCGGGACUCGGCGCCCGCGGGCCGUUGGGGCUGGGAGAGACGAGGCGGCCCGAGGCUAAAGCACCCGCCAGGCGCCGAGGAGAAUAUGAAACAGGUGUCAAAAUGACAUCCAGAUUUGGGAAAACAUACAGUAGGAAAGGCGGAAAUGGCAGUUCAAAAUUUGAUGAAGUCUUUUCUAACAAACGGACUACCCUUAGCACAAAAUGGGGAGAGACCACAUUUAUGGCUAAAUUAGGGCAGAAGAGGCCCAACUUCAAAUCAGAUAUCCAAGAAAUUCCGAAGAAACCUAAGGUGGAAGAAGAAAAUACUGGCGAUCCUUUUGGAUUUGAUAGCGAUGAUGAAUCUCUACCAGUUUCUUCAAAGAAUUUAGCCCAGGGUAAGGGUUCCUCUCAUUCAGAAACCAGUGAAGCCGCUCAGCUGGAAGACUUCACUUCUGUACUUGAAGCUAAUAGCAAAAUUAGUCAUGUGGUGGAUGAAGACGGUGUUGUAUCUGAUAAAUGCUUACAUUUGGAGGAUACUUUGCUUGAGAAAGAAAAGAGCACAAACCGAAUCUUAGAAGACGAUGCAAGCAAAAGUAGUUGUGCUAAAUUAAUGACUUUAGAUAAAGUGGAGAAUUUUAGUGACGAAUAUGAAAAGGAUAGUCACCAUAUUUACAAAAAUGCUGAAGACAGUACUAAGAAACCCAAUGCGGAAACUAUAGUGGCUCCUGGAUACAAAGCUGAUGAAAUCAAGGAAACAAAUGAUACAUGGAAUUCCCAACUUGGAAGAAGGUUAGAAUCUCCAUCAGAAAUAUCUCUGAUUAAGGGAUCUGUAAGAACUGGUUUGUAUGAGUGGGAUAAUGAUUUCGAAGAUGUCAGAUCAGAAGAUUGUAUCUUAAAUUUGGAUAGUGAUCCUCUUUUGGAAAUGAAGGAUGAGGAUUUAAAAAGCCGGUUGGAAAACCCAGACGAAGCCAUUGAGGAAGAAGACAUCAUGCAAAGUGUUCUUAGGCCAAGCAAUUGUAGGACGUACUGUAGGGUCAAUAAAGCAAAAUCUUCCCAAGGAACAUCCAAUUUUGAUAAGCUAUUAGAUGGCACCAGUCAGGCCUUAGCCAAAGCAAACAGUGAGUCAGGUAAAGAUGGCCUGAAUCAGGCAAAGAAAGGCAGUGUGAGUUGUGGGACCAGUUUUAGAGGGACAGUUGGACGGACUAGAGAUUACACUGUUUUACAUCCAUCUUGCUUGUCAGUUUGUAACGUUACCAUUCAGGAUACUAUGGAACGCAGCAUGGAUGAGUUCACUGCAUCAACUCCUGCCGAUUUGGGGGAAGCUGGCCGCCUAAGAAAAAAGGCAGAUAUUGCAACUUCUAAAACCACUACUAGAUUUCGACCUAGUAAUACUAAAUCCAAAAAGGAUGUUAAACUUGAAUUUUUUGGUUUUGAAGCUCAUGAUGAAACAGGAGGUGAUGAAGGGGGUUCAGGGAGUUCUAAUUACAAAAUUAAGUAUUUUGGCUUUGAUGAUCUCAGUGAAAGUGAAGAUGAUGAAGAUGAUGACUGUCAAGUGGAAAGAAAGACAAGCAAAAAAAGAAAAACAGCUCCAUGCUUGCAUCCUGUUCCAGAAAGCAAUGAUAAUUCCCGGGACAGUCAGUCUAAUACUAAUAACGCAGUUUUGAUUACCAUUUCAGAAAACUUGGAUUUUACAGAAGACUUGCCUGGUGUUCCUGAAAGUGUGAAGAAGCCCCCAAGUAAACAAGGAGAUAAAUCAAAGGAAAAUACCAGAAAGAUUUUUAGUGGCCCCAAACGGUCUCCUACAAAAGCUGUGUAUAAUGCCAGACAUUGGAACCAUCCAGACUCAGAAGAACUACCUGGGCCACCAGUAGUAAAACCUCAGAGUGUUGCAGUGAGGCUGUCUUCAAAGGAACCAAAUCAAAAAGAUGAUGGAGUUUUUAAGGCUCCUGCACCACCACCCAAAGUGAUAAAAACUGUGACAAUACCUACUCAGCCCUACCAAGAUAUAGUUACCGCACUAAAAUGCAGAAAAGAAGACAAAGAAUUAUAUACAGUUGUUCAGCACGUGAAGCACUUCAAUGAUGUGGUGGAAUUUGGUGAAAAUCAAGAGUUCACUGAUGACAUAGAGUAUUUGUUAAGUGGCUUAAAGAGCACUCAGCCUCUAAACACACGUUGCCUUAGUGUUAUUAGCUUGGCUACUAAAUGUGCCAUGCCCAGUUUUCGAAUGCACCUGAGAGCACAUGGAAUGGUAGCAAUGGUCUUUAAAACCUUGGAUGAUUCCCAGCACCAUCAGAAUCUGUCCCUUUGUACAGCUGCCCUCAUGUACAUAUUGAGUAGAGAUCGUUUGAACAUGGAUCUUGAUAGAGCUAGUCUAGACCUAAUGAUUCGACUUUUAGAACUGGAACAAGAUGCUUCUUCAGCUAAGCUACUGAAUGAAAAAGACAUGAACAAAAUCAAGGAAAAAAUUCGCAGGCUCUGUGAAACUGUACACAACAAGCAUCUUGAUCUAGAAAAUAUAACGACUGGGCAUUUAGCUAUGGAGACGCUACUAUCCCUUACUUCCAAACGCGCAGGAGACUGGUUUAAAGAAGAACUCCGGCUUUUGGGUGGUCUGGAUCAUAUUGUAGAUAAAGUGAAAGAAUGUGUGGAUCAUCUCAGUAGAGAUGAGGAUGAAGAGAAACUAGUAGCCUCAUUAUGGGGAGCAGAGAGAUGUUUACGAGUUCUAGAAAGUGUAACAGUGCAUAAUCCAGACAAUCAAGGCUACUUGAUAGCAUAUAAAGAUUCACAACUCAUUGUUUCAUCAGCUAAAGCAUUGCAACAUUGUGAAGAAUUGAUUCAGCAGUAUAACCGUGCUGAGAACAGUAUAUGCUUGCCUGAUAGCAAGCCUCUGCCUCAGCAGAAUGUCACUAACCACGUGGGCAAAGCAGUGGAAGACUGCAUGCGGGCCAUUAUCGGGGUGCUGCUCAAUUUAACGAACGACAAUGAGUGGGGCAGCACCAAAACAGGAGAACAGGAUGGCUUGAUCGGCACAGCGAUGAACUGUGUGCUUCAGGUUCCAAAGUACCUACCUCAGGAGCAGAGAUUUGAUAUUCGAGUGCUAGGCCUAGGUCUACUGAUAAAUUUAGUAGAAUAUAGUGCUCGGAAUCGGCACUGUCUUGUCAACAUGGAAACGUCGUGCUCCUUCGAUUCUUCCUUCUGCAGUGGAGAAGCAGAUGAUAGUUUAAGGAUAGCUGGACAAGUUCAUGCUGUUCAGGCUUUAGUGCAGCUAUUUCUUGAGCGAGAGCGAGCAGCCCAGUUGGCAGAAAGUAAAACAGAUGAAUUGAUAAAAGAUACUCCCACCACUCAGCAUGAUAAGAGUGGAGAGUGGCAAGAAACAAGUGGAGAAAUACAGUGGGUAUCAACGGAAAAGACUGAUGGUGCAGAAGAGAGACAAAAGAAGGAGGAGGAGGAGGAGGAACUUGACCUCAAUAAAGCCCUUCAGCAUGCUGGCAAACAUAUGGAGGAUUGCAUUGUGGCCUCGUACACAGCACUGCUUCUUGGUUGUCUCUGCCAGGAGAGUCCCAUCAAUGUGACCACUGUGCGGGAGUAUCUGCCUGAAGGGGACUUUUCAAUAAUGACAGAGAUGCUCAAAAAAUUCCUGAGCUUUAUGAAUCUUACUUGUGCUGUUGGAACCACAGGCCAGAAGUCUAUCUCUAGAGUGAUUGAGUACUUGGAACAUUGCUAGCUGCUUUACCUCUGCUGCGGGGCUCGGCCGUGCUGGAGCCGGUCUGAGACAGAGAAGUGGUGACAGACAGAUCUCCUUGGAGAAUACCAAGAACAUUCAUCAGUAUCAUUCACGUUGGAUUUCUAAGGCCUCCUGAUUUCUUCGUCAUGCAUUCUGCAUUUGCUCAAUGACAGUUACUACAUCAAUCUGCAACUAUCAAAAAUGAGGGAAAAGGUUCAGGCUAAUUCCAUGCAGUAUUUAAGUACACUUCCUUUGGCAGAGUUUAUACUCUUCCCCUGUUCUCUUGCUUCACUCUGGGCAAGAUUCAGGGGGAAAUUUGUGCUGCUGUUAGUGCAACUGCUGUGUAUGUUGAGCCACUGUUGUCAUGCCAGCCAGGUGCAGAGGCAGCUUAGCUACUGAGGCAUCGAAUGUUCUGAGGACAUUCUAGACAACAGCGUAGUUCCUUUUUCAGGCUCAUUGCUUUUGCUUUUUUUGUUGAAUGAUUCCGAUCGUAAAUAAAGCUUUUAAUAAUUUUGUGAAUUUUUUCUUGUUGUUCCCUGAACUACUGUCUAUAUUUAAAAUUAGAUGGAAUCCAAAGACACAAGGGAUUAAUAGCAUACUUUUUAUUCUUGAUUUGAUUUAGGUUGUCAAACUUUUUCACUUUCAGAUCGUGACCAUGUUCAUUAUGAUACCAUAGUGAGUCAUAACUAUAGACACAAGUAACAGUUGAAGGGACUGUUAUCUAAGAUGAUGCGCCCUGUAAAGGCUGAAGAAAAAUGGACAACCCAGGGCAGUUUACGCUUCAUGUCAGGGAGGCUCCUGAAACACUUAAGUUUGGAGGGAGAACUCUCUAGAUAUAUUUUCUAAUGCUCAGUACAGUAAAUAUAAGAAGCUAAAACACCAAUGUGGAAUUCAUGUUUCCAGAUAACGUGUAUAUUCUUCUAUAGAGUGACAGGAUCAAAUGCAUAAACGCAAAGCCUUAAAUUGCUGGUGUAGAAAAGACCCUUUUUUCCAUUUAGAUUCUUACUUCACAGAGCAGUGUGUUUGGAAAACAGUCAUGGAACACACAAAACAUUUAAUUUCACAACACUGCAAAUUUUUCUUGUAUUGUUCAGACCACCAGUUUUACAUUUUUUCUUUAAUUGAUCAGGCCUGAAUACAGGCUUUUAGAGAUCUAUUUCAUUCAUGUUUUUAAAUACCUUUCCGGUAGUCAUAUCAUGUUUCUUCAUUGGAUUUGUAAAACUUGAAGCCAUAAAAAUAUUAGUUUGGUGUGUACUGGGGAAAAUAGCUAAAAGUCUAAGAUUUAGUCAUUUAGACUUUGUUAUUUCCUUGUAUAAAGUGACAAAUCGGGGCUCUUGUAUCAGUGCCAGCUGUAAUGUUUUUAAUGCAGUGGCUGCCUUCUAAUGUCUUCCUAUUUUUGAUAAUGCAGAUUGUUGGGAAAUCUAUAAGUAACUGGUUCUGGACAAAUUGUUUUCUCCCUCCUACCUACCCUGACCCCACCCAUCACCUGAGAGCAUAGUGUGCCAGUGUAACUUGGGAAAGACAGGUUGUACUUGCCCUGACUGAGUACAGAAGCUAGCUUAGCAAACUAUUUUAAAGGCAUAUCAGGAAAUGAUACCCAGAAAAUGGAAUUAGAUAUAUUUUGUUUAAUUAUUUUAAAAUACAUUGAUAUUUAUUAAUCAUUGAUUUAGGAAAAGGAACAGAUUUUUUGGUAAAGCUGACUGGCAGGUGGUAAGAAAUACAAAACAUUUGAAUGAGAACAAUCAGGGCGAACUACAUUUUUCUGUUACACUGGUAAUCAUCUGAGAAUUGAUUUACCUCGGUGUUUAACAGUUUUUUGUUUUGUUAUUUAAAUAAUAACUAAUUGUCAAGCACUGAUAAAUGCAGAUUUUGGUGGGGGGUGGGGGAGACAUCACCUCACCAGCUGCAGCGAAUUUGUGUGUUUAACCCUCAGAGAACUCUGCAUUUUAGGGUACUUGAGGCUGACUUACAAAUUAAAGUUUUAAAGUAACCUUUUUUUCCAUUGUAAAUAUCUCUGUAAAUACUACCAGUUGGAAAUUAGAACAGUAGAAUACUUUUCUGAAUCCAAUCUUAUUUUAUACAGUAUUUCUCAGCUGUGAUCUUUGGAGCAAAAGCCAACGGCAGGAAAAAAUAGUUUGUACCAGUUUCAUGAAGUAUGUCUUUGGGUUUUUUGUAAAUAAUUUUAACUCAAAUAAAAUUGCUACUUUCAAUACA